UAUUUGCAACGGCAAUUAUUUGAAUAUUAACGCUAUGUUUUGUUCGUUAUAUUGAGUCGAAAAAUAAAGCAGCAUGCAAAUUGCGUAAUUUAACAUCACAUUUUCGAAAGAGGUGAAGGACUCGACUUGGUACUUGCGUGAAUAAGUUCAUUUCUUAAAAAAUCUCCGGAUUAACAGUUAUUAAUUAGUCCGGAAGGUGACCAAGAAGUUGAUCUAUUGAGAGCAUUUGUUUUCGUGAUUUUCGGUUUGUUUGUUGAAGUUCAUUAAAUUGUUUUGAUGGAAGUUCAACAUCAUAUCCAGAUAGAGAGGCCUCUGUAUGAGCAUGAGACAUUGAGGCGGGAUUAUAAUUACAAGAAAUCGAAUAAACUGAGUAAUGAAAACUCUUGCUGCAAUUGUAACUUGAAUCGCUUGAAGAAAACUAUCAAAGGAGUAUUCCCAAUUUUAGAAUGGCUUCCGAAAUACAAAUGGAAAGAGGAAUUCAUCAAAGAUUUUAUAGCAGGCAUUACAGUUGCUAUUAUGCAUAUACCACAAGGAAUUGGAUAUGGUAUGUUAGGUAACGUACCACCAGUGGUUGGAAUUUAUAUGGCAUUCUUUCCUGUAUUCAUUUAUUUUGUACUUGGAACUUCUAGACAUAAUUCAAUGGGAACUUUCGCAAUUGUUUGCCUAAUGACUGGAAGAGCAGUGUUAGAGUAUAGUGAUCCCGCAUAUCUUAGGCAUCUCAAUAUUGAAAAUAAAGUUGCAAACGAUUCAACAAUACAUCAAAUGGUUACGUAUUCGUAUACUCCGAUACAAGUAGCCACAACAGUGACAUUUACAGUUGGUUUGUUUCAGUUGGUACUUCAUGUUUUUCGAUUAGGUUGCGUAACAGCCUUAUUAUCGGAAUCCCUUGUUAGUGGAUUUACCACUGCAGCUGCCUUCACGGUGGUUACAACUCAAAUUAAGCAACUUCUUGGUGUAAGGAUACCAAAUCAGAAAGGGUUUUUUCAAGUCAUCAAUAUCUACCGAGCCAUUUAUUACGAAUUGCCCAAUACCAAUAUGAUAGCUUUGAUGAUUUCAGCAAUUACUAUUGUUGUCAACGUUUUCAACAAUGAAGUACUGAAGCCAAAAUUCGCGAAAAUCUCAUCUUUUCCUAUUCCAAUCGAGAUAACGUCCAUCAUAAUCGGAAGUGCUGCAUCUUACAUAUGGAAUUUCGAAGAUAAAUACGACAUAUCGAUUGUUGGUGAUAUUCCAAGUGGUCUGCCAGAACCAGCCUUGCCACCAAUAGGUUUGAUCCAGUCAGUUUUACUGGAAUCAUUUACGAUUUGUAUUGUAUCGUACAGUGUUACUAUGUCUAUGGCUCUCAUUUUUGCCCAGAAGCUGAAUUACGAUAUAGAUGCCAAUCAGGAACUUUUAGCACAGGGAGCGGGUAACAUUUUUGGUUCAUUUUUCUCAUGCAUGCCCUUUGGAGCUUCAUUGUCCCGGACUGUGAUACAGCAAACAGUCGGAGGUAGAACUCAGAUAACAUCUAUGGUAUCCUGCGGACUUCUUCUCAUAAUCCUUCUGUUCAUAGGACCAUUGUUUGAACCACUUCCAAAGUGUGUGCUAUCAUCUAUAAUUGUUGUGGCAUUGAAAGGUAUGCUUAUGCAAGUAACAGAUUUCUUCAGGUUCUUCAAACUGAGUAAACUGGAUGGAAUAGUUUGGCUUGCAACUUUUCUAACAACAAUUAUUGUCAGUAUAGAUUUAGGACUACUGGUUGGAGUUAUAAUGUCUUUGGGAUCAAUAAUGAUUCUCGAGUUCAAACCUUAUAUUUGUUUGCUUGGUCAUAUUCCACAUACUGACUUAUAUUUGGACACCAACAAAUAUAACACUGCUAAGGAAAUACCUGGAUUGAAGAUAUUCCAUUACAAUGGUGGUUUGAAUUUCGCAAUGAGAAAUUUAUUCAAGACAGAAUUUUCGAAACAUAUAAAAAUCAACACCCUCAAACAGCUCAACUAUAAGAAAAACUUGACUAAAAUUACAGAAUUGGUGGAAAAAUAUGGAAAAACAGACGAAACUAAGAGAAAAUACGAUAAGAUAUUAACCAAAAUGAACACUAAUAUCAAAGUUAUUAUUCUCGACUUCUCGUCCUUGAGUUAUAUAGACCCAUCAGGAGUUUCUUCACUGAGAGUCCUGGCAGAAAGCUUCCAGAAAAUUGAUAUUCCCAUAUAUGUAGCAGGAAUGUCAGAACCAAACUAUGAAAUUAUGGCAAAAUGUGGACUCUUCCUACAAACAGAAAUAAGAACUUUCGCAAAGAUUCAUGAUGCUGUUUUGUACGCCUCUGAGAAAUUUGGACUGAAUUUGAGAACACAAGUGGAGAAAAUUUAUGGAAGAUAAAUUAUGAUUCCGUCGUUAUUCCAACGAACUGAAUAAUUAAAUUAUUAAUUCUGUAGUCAAAACAUUUGUUGAAGUAUUUGUAUAACUAUUAUUUAAACACUCCCAUCACUUGGGAGCCAUUGUUCAUAGUCAAUGUUGCCAGUUUUGAAAUAAGACUUGAAAAAAAAUCCCUUGAAGACUUACUAAAUAGUGUUAGUGUAAAUUAGAUAUAAGUAUUG
Molecule: messenger RNA, 2570 nt
Organism: Harmonia axyridis
Lineage: Eukaryota; Metazoa; Arthropoda; Insecta; Coleoptera; Coccinellidae
Gene: Prestin
Product: pendrin
Exons: 14
Coding region: 277-2352 (691 amino acids)
Biological process (GO): transmembrane transport
Cellular component (GO): membrane
Molecular function (GO): bicarbonate transmembrane transporter activity; oxalate transmembrane transporter activity; chloride transmembrane transporter activity
Source: RefSeq, a predicted model, not a curated record